UAACUGUCAGCAAAAUUAAUUCAUUGAGAAAACUGGACAUAUCAGAAACUAAAAUGUUAAGACACAUGGGGCCCAUCCAUGGACUUGUUAAUUUAGAGGAAUUGUAUCUACAAAAAAUUGGCUGUAUAAUGUAUCCAUCUACUAUAUCGUGUCAAUAUGGAGCAUUUGAAUCCAUAAAAAUACUGAACAUGUCACAUAAUGUGAUGAAUAUGAGUUAUCUUAAAUCAAAUACAACCUUAGAAAUGUUUAGUAACUGCAACAGGCUUCAACACGUAGAUUUGUCAUAUAAUAAAAUGUCAAGAAUGCCAUUCCUUAUGUUUCAGAAGUCUAGAGAACUCAAAACUGUUUAUCUCGGAGGAAACAAUCUUGAAGAAUUAAACAUUGACCUAGAAUCAGCCAGAAAAUUGGAAAAGCUGGAUAUCUCUGAUAAUGAGUUGCAAGAAUUACCACAAAAUAUUCGAAGGAUAGUCGAUUGUUUAAAUUGCAAUUCUAGCACAAUAGUCCAUAUAUAUAUGAAAAAUAACCCCUUAAUAUGUGGAUGCCAUUCAUUUGACUUUGUGUCUUGGAUGCAAGAUCAUAAUAAGAACAUAGCUGAAUGGGAGAACUUGGAAUGCUUAUAUACAAAUUAUUCAAAAAUAAAAAUGCACAGAAUUGAUUUGAGUGUUCUGAAGCUAUCAUGUUGGAAAACAGUUAUAUUAGCUGCUACGAUACCUUGUGGAGUAAUGCUGUUGAUUGGAUAUAUAACAAUUGUAAUAUACAGAAGGAGGUACAAAAUAAACUAUUUGUACCUCCAGCUAAGAGCUGCACUGAGGCGCCAUGGUAAAGAUAAUGAUGACGAGUAUGAUUUUGAUGCUUUUAUUAGUUACAGUUCUCUCGAUAAAACAUGGGGACUGGAGACACUAUAUGCCACUCUAGUUGGCAUUCACCAUUACAGCAUAUGUAUUGAUGAUCGAAACUUCAGACCAGGGGCUUACAUCUCUGAUAUCAUCAUUGAUGCUAUCAACAGAAGCAACAAAGUCAUUCUAAU
This is a messenger RNA of Owenia fusiformis, 1027 nucleotides long. Lineage: Eukaryota; Metazoa; Annelida; Polychaeta; Sabellida; Oweniidae. The record is from the annotation of a GenBank genome assembly.